This is a messenger RNA of Exophiala bonariae, 1002 nucleotides long. RefSeq lists its product as uncharacterized. The transcript has 2 exons. Gene Ontology annotation, biological process: alcohol metabolic process. The record is from RefSeq and is a predicted model, not a curated record. NCBI's taxonomy places the organism in Eukaryota, Fungi, Ascomycota, Eurotiomycetes, Chaetothyriales, Herpotrichiellaceae. Gene Ontology annotation, molecular function: alcohol dehydrogenase (NADP+) activity; zinc ion binding. The coding region runs from base 1 to 1002 and encodes 333 amino acids.
AUGAGUGUCGAUUUUACAGUCUUCAAGGGCUCCAAGUCCGGAGAGAUCGUCGAGGCCAUAGGCCACCGAGAUGUCGGACCGAGACAGGCCUUGGUCCAAAUCACGCACAGCGGCGUUUGCGGCACAGACCAACAUUUCCGACAUCAGGGCCAAGGCUUGGGCCACGAAGGCGUCGGCAUCAUCAAGGUGAUUGGUUCCAUGGUCCCGGAAAUCUCAGAUCUGAAAGUCGGUGACCGCGUAGGUAUGGGCUGGGUCCAGAAGGUUUGUCUACACUGUAAGCCAUGUUUGACCGGUCAACACUCCAAAUGUCUCAACUCGGAGCAAUUUGGCACGGCGAACUUGGACCAGGGCUCCUUCAGCACCGGACUUGCCUGGGACGUCUCCGCUCUGUUCAAGAUUCCCGACGCGAUUGAUUCGCCGUCAGCUGGACCACUGAUGUGUGGAGGAGCGACGGUCUGGGGACCUUUGUAUGAACAUGGCGCCAAAGCGGGAGACCGUGUCGGCAUCUUGGGUAUCGGAGGACUGGGUCAUCUGGCCAUUCAAUUCGUCAACAAGAUGGGGAUGGAAGCCAUUGCGUUCUCAGGCACGGAGUCGAAGAAGGACGAGGCUUUCAAAUUAGGAGCGUCGGAGUUCCAUGCUACCAAGGGCGUGACUAAGUUCGAAGGCAUCGAGCCUAUUGAUUUCUUCCUUAUCACAACGAACGUCCUUCCAGAUUUGUCCUUAUACGUUCCCGUGCUAGCACCGUUUGCAAAGGUGUUUCCCCUUACCACGAGCUUCGAUGCCUGGCCUGUGCCUAUCUUCCCCUUGUUGGUGUAUGGGUACAGCAUCAUUGGGUCGGGCGGGGCGCAUCCUCAAUCAAUGAGAGCGAUGUUGACUUUCGCUGCCACACAUAAGAUCAGGCCAAUCUUGGAGAAGUUCCCCAUGACCAAAGAGGGCAUUACGGCUGCCAUGAAGAAGUUGGAUGAGGGGAACAUGAGGUAUCGGGCUAUCGUCGAGGUGUGA